ACUGUUGUACGUGCCUACCUGGCCGUGGAAGUACUACAGCCAAGACCCACAGCACUAGGGCGUUUCCUAAUAGGUAAACCACUUAACACGAAUGAACCUUAAGACGCGCCCUAAAGUGGGAAAAGCGCGUCUUAGGUUCUUCGUCUCAUACCUAACUUAAAGAAAAUAGUAACAAGGCCCUUAACUUUUUUCUUCUCGUUAGAGCUAAAAAUAUGGUACAAUAGUCAUAUAUUCGACAUUGCCAGUCAUAUACAAAUCGACCAUAUCCAUUAUUAGGUCGCCACUUCAGUUUCUGGAUCUUGUGCCAUGGCGGAAGCAGAUUUGCAAGAGUUGAACGAGCAGUUCGGCGUUCCGAACAGGGAACUCGAGCCCGAUGUCGUCUCCGAACUGCGGUCUAUAAUGCGAAUGCAUUCACUAUCUGCCCAGGAUCUCUUCUUCAAGUGGGAGUCAUAUUGCAUAAAAAUGGACAUGGAUGGAAACAACCUAUCCGUGGAAACUUUGCGAGCCCUAAAACAAGAUAUUUUAGAUGCUUUAGAGCGGAGCAAUCGAACCCACCACGCUCACAUCAAGACAGAGAAACGUGCGGCCGGAACCCCACGCAGCGCUGUAAAGAAUAGCGGGGAUGUCUACGGCAUGUUAGAAGGAAUGGUCCCCAAUACUCCAGCUACGGGGAAGUUAAGUAAAAGUGCCCCAAAGCGACGACAGCAGCUCGAGACCCCUUCCAUGGCACGAGUGAAGGGCGGCAUUCUCGGUAGCUCGCCUGAUUCUAAGAGCCCCAUGCGAUUGGAGAGUCAAUUAGAUUCUAUGAACGCUGUACCAGCCACUUCAUUCAACGACCGCCUCAACCCAGGAGAGGUAGUGGAAGUCUUAAAUGAACACCUAAAGCCCCCCGAGCCGUUAAUUGUACCGUUUGCAGAGUCUCGCAUCAAAUUAACUGCGGCUUCAGACCAGAAGAAACUUGGCUAUAAAACGUUGGCCAUGAAAUCCUCAGAAGCGUCCGAGAUUCUAGAUGAUCGGAUAGACGAGUUUCUUGGCCUUGUGAGAGACCAUCAUAAUAUAGACGAAGACGAAUUCGGCAGUGCGGCUAGUCAAAGUACCACGGAAAUCGUUGCUGUGGGCCGAAUCGCAUCGGAUUCUUUAGAGGGCAAAUUGAAUGCAGCCUCUCUUGUUCUAGAGACAUCAAGGCGGACUGGUGGAGGCCGAAGAAUUCCUCUGAAUUUGCAAGGCCUCAAUGGCCGGUACCAAUUUUUCCCAGGACAAAUCGUUGCAUUUAGGGGGAUCAACUCGUCCGGUAAUGAGUUUGUUGUUCGGGAAGUAUUAUCAAUACCAUUGCUACUUAGUGCUGCAUCCACGCCAGCAGCUAUCGAAGCUCACCGAGAGCGACUACGAGGAGGACCUGAUGCAAUGGAAUCAGAUGAUGAUCCGGCACCGUUAAAUAUCAUUAUCGGCUCGGGGCCUUAUUCUGCUGAUGACAACCUUGACUUCGAGCCUCUUCACGCCAUUUGCAGCCAAGCAGCGGAUACAUGCGCUGAUGCCCUAAUUUUGAUGGGCCCAUUCAUUGACGUCGAUCACCCUUUGAUUGCUACAGGCGAUUUCGACCUUCCGGAAGACGCCACGGUAGACCCUGACGUCGCAACGAUGUCCACCGUUUUCAAGUAUAUGAUCGCUCCUGCUUUCAAUCGCUUAGUUGCGUCAAAUCCUACCAUCACUAUUCUCUUGAUGCCGUCCGCUCGGGAUGUUGUUGACAAACAUGUGUCCUGGCCGCAAGAAGCCUUCCCCAAAAAGGAGCUCGGACUACCCAAAGCCGUUCGGAUAAUAGGCAACCCAAUGACGGUAUCCAUAAACGAGGCAAUAUUCGGAAUCUCGUCUCAGGAUAUUUUGUGGGAUUUGCGAAACGAGGAAUUGGUUGGUGGCCGGACCGCCGACCUUAAUUUACUGUCAAGAACUUCGCGAUACUUAAUCGAGCAACGACAUUACUUCCCUAUAUUCCCCCCUAUAGACCGGCAGAAGUUACCGAAGGCGGGUACGGCGGAUGGACUUCCAACUGGUACUGCACUUGACAUAAGCUAUUUGAAGCUUGGCGAGAUGGUGACUGUGAAGCCCGAUGUGAUGAUUAUACCGAGUGCUUUACCCCCCUUUGCGAAGGUUGUGGAAAGUGUCUUGGUCAUCAAUCCAGGAUACCUCUCCAAAAGGAGAGGUGCGGGUACAUACGCUCGAAUGGUACUUUUCCCACCGAAAGUGGCGGAUCAAGACGUGGGUAGUACAGGUUUGCUUGGUCAUAAAGUCUUCGAAAGGGCUAGAAUAGAAAUCACAAGGAUAUAAUUGGGUCGUAUAAUUGGUGCAAUUGAGCUGGAUUUGCAUGUACCGAGUGGGAGAUAUCCUAAUU
Molecule: messenger RNA, 2386 nt
Organism: Hypoxylon trugodes
Lineage: Eukaryota; Fungi; Ascomycota; Sordariomycetes; Xylariales; Hypoxylaceae
Product: DNA polymerase alpha, subunit B
Exons: 4
Coding region: 307-2322 (671 amino acids)
Biological process (GO): DNA replication initiation; DNA replication
Cellular component (GO): alpha DNA polymerase:primase complex
Molecular function (GO): DNA binding
Source: RefSeq, a predicted model, not a curated record